AUGGUUAGUACCAAAAGGUUCGUUAAGACGGCACAUGACGAUCUAGGCCACUUUGGAGUAGAGAAGACCUUGAAGAAAGCUAUUGGUUUCCACGAAUGCGCCCUUAUGUCGAAAAAUGAUUAUGAUGAAGCGAAGUCUUACGAAAAAACCUUGAGUGGAGAGGACUCUUCGGACACAUUGGAUAAACAAACAAAAAUUGGAUCCCGUAAAAGGAAAAAUGUAAGAAAUUCAGAUUUCGUAUCCGGGGAUUCAUCAUCAUUAUCUGGAGAAGAAAGUUGUACUCUACCACCUUUGCCCAAAAAUCCAAAAUUGAGCGAUCCUAAGAGAGAUGAUUCAACUACAUCUCUGGUGACAUCAGAACAAAUGAUAAGAGACAUAGGUGGAGAAAAAGAAGAUAGUUUCAAUACCUCAAGUACAAUAUCUAUUACGGAGGAAAUUUUGGCAGAUGUGGACAGAAUUAUAAUGCCUCCUCCAUCCACCGCAGGAACAUUGAGACCAAUCCAAGAUGUCCAAUUGGAGAAUUAUAACCAACAAGAAGUGGAAAAAAGGGUAGCUAUCGAAGAAAAAUACCAGGAGUUGGCCGUAAAAUAUGAGCAGCUAGAAAAAUCUCAGAGAAAAAAUAAUAUCGUCAUAUUUGGCCUCGAUUUUUCCGAGGAUAAAAAUACUGUUGACACAAGUUUCGAUAAAAAAAGGAAAUUACUCAAUUUCACUAUUGAGAAAUUGAAUCAAUCAUUAGGAAUAAACCUCUCAGCUUCUGAUAUAAAUGAUAUCUUCACAAUUGGAAAACAAGAUAAAGAUCGUCCAAUUAUCUUGAAAUUCUGCUCAUUCUAUAAGAAACAGGAAGUAUUGAGUAAUUGCAAGAAACUCAAGGGUACCAAUAUUCGUAUUUCUAUAGAACUGAAUUAUCAAGAAAGGCUGAAGAAUAGAGAAUGGACCAAUCUACUGAUUAAGGCGAGGACUAAGUACACAAAAGUAUAUAUUAGAAGAGGAAAAUUUUUUGUGGAUGAAGAAGAAUAUUCGUUUGAGGACCUCAAACAACUUUUGGGAGUGGAAUCAGAAGAACAUGUUGAGGCCACAGGGAGUACAGUAAAUACAAGAGGGACUGAAAAUGGUGAUUUAGAGGAAAUAGAACUCGAACAAGAUGAAACCAACUUGGAGAAGACUAUAGUUGGAGUAGAUGAGUAUCAUAAAUCGGACGAUUCUUUUGAAACGAUUGAGGAUAGUACGGAAGACAACAAGAAAAGAAAGACUUCAACGAAAAAAAAAAGUUCAUCAAGGAUUGCAAGCAAAAAACCAAAAAACAUUCACAAUUGA
Phaedon cochleariae (mustard beetle) is the source of this 1314-nucleotide messenger RNA. NCBI's taxonomy places the organism in Eukaryota, Metazoa, Arthropoda, Insecta, Coleoptera, Chrysomelidae. The record is from the annotation of a GenBank genome assembly.